This is a messenger RNA of Vollenhovia emeryi, 4425 nucleotides long. RefSeq names its product lissencephaly-1 homolog (gene Lis-1). The transcript has 7 exons. The record is from RefSeq and is a predicted model, not a curated record. Gene Ontology annotation, molecular function: protein binding. NCBI's taxonomy places the organism in Eukaryota, Metazoa, Arthropoda, Insecta, Hymenoptera, Formicidae. The coding region runs from base 284 to 1516 and encodes 410 amino acids.
GCAUGCGCUGCAAGUGCGCAGACGCCACCUCGCGGGGGCCAGUCCGAUCGCAGAAGUGAUCCCGAGGUGUUCACCGAUAGUUGGCGGUCGUCCCGGUUUUCACGCGAAUAAAUUCUCGUCGUCGCUCCCGACUCCCACGGCGGUCCCACGGUUAUUGCUGCUCCGUGAAACAGACGCAAUACCGAUGGCGGGGCACUGAGAUCAUUGAGAGGUGACUGGAAGAUCUAGUCGCGCUCCCGCGGAAUCACCAUCGAGGUAUCCUGCCAGGUCACACACGAGGAUCAUGAAAAUGGUGCUGUCUCAACGUCAGAGGGAGGAGUUAAAUAAGGCGAUCGCUGAUUACCUUAGCACGAACGGCUAUCAAGAUGCAUUGGAGGCAUUCAAGAAGGAGGCCGAUAUGCCGGGAGAGGUGGAGAGGAAGUACGGAGGCCUCUUGGAGAAGAAGUGGACCUCGGUCAUACGGUUGCAGAAAAAGGUAAUGGAACUGGAAUCCAAACUCUCCGAGGCCGAGAAGGAGUUCAUAGAAGGCGCGCCGACGCGCGGCAAGAGAUCGCCGUCCGAAUGGAUACCGAGGCCGCCGGAGAAGUUCAGCCUGUCCGGACACAGAGCCCCUAUCAAUAGAGUUAUUUUCCACCCGGUUUUUAGUCUCGUAGUAUCCGCCAGCGAAGAUGCUACCAUUAAGGUGUGGGACUUUGAGAGCGGUGACUUCGAGAGAACGCUGAAGGGCCACACCGAUAGCGUGCAGGACAUCGCGUUCGAUGCCUCGGGCAAGCUGCUCGCCUCCUGCAGCGCGGACAUGUCCAUCAAGCUGUGGGAUUUCCAUCAGUCGUUCGCCUGCGUCAAGACCAUGCACGGCCACGACCACAAUGUCAACUCGGUCGCGUUCGUGCCGCAGGGCGACUUCGUCGUGAGCGCCUCCAGGGAUAAGACCAUCAAGAUCUGGGAAGUGGCGACGGGCUACUGCGUAAAGACGCUCACGGGACACAGGGAGUGGGUGAGAAUGGCACGAGUCAGCCCGUGCGGCGAGCUCAUCGCCAGCUGCUCGAACGAUCAGACUGUUCGGGUGUGGCACGUGGCGACGAAGGAGACGAAGGUCGAGUUCAGGGAUCACGAGCACGUGGUGGAGUGCAUCGCAUGGGCGCCGGAGAACGCGAGGGCGUCGAUCAACGCGGCGGCCGGGGCGGACAACAAGGGCGCGCACGAGGGGCCCUUCCUCGCUUCCGGCUCGCGGGACAAGAUGAUCCGCGUGUGGGACGUCGGCGCCGGGGUGUGCCUCUUCACCCUCGUCGGGCACGACAACUGGGUGCGAUGCAUCGUCUUCCAUCCUGGCGGCAAGUUUAUCGUCAGCGCGUCCGACGAUAAGACGCUGCGAGUCUGGGACACGCGCAAUAAGCGAGUGAUGAAGACCCUCGACGCGCACCUUCACUUCUGCACUUCUGUCGAUUUCCACAAGAACCAUCCUUACGUGGUCACCGGGAGCGUCGAUCAAACGGUGAAGAUUUGGGAGUGCCGCUAGUCACCGAAUUUUAGAUUUUCCGUCGGACGUCGUGUGCGGAAGCGAACGGAAGUAUAAAACGAGAGAAAAGACGAACGCGCAUCGAUUUUAAUGGAAUCGGCCGAAAGAGUAAGCUGCUACAAAAAAGCUAUCGUACAUAUGCUAUUAAUAUUAAUAUUAUUAUUAUACAUAAACACACAUAAACACGUAUGGUUAAGAGCUCUUUAAUUAAUUUAUAAAAUAAAGUAUAAUUAGUAAUUAUAUGAUAAAUUACAUCGUUUUACGGCAAUGAACUGCACUAUUCGAGGAGAGUGAAUCGAGAAACGGUCACGAGGAUCAAACGAUCGAGAGGACGCUCCCACGAAGUUCUCAUUACGGAUCACCUACGGGACGCGGGUGGUCAUUAAUGCCAUAAAUACAAUUACAAGAGUUAUAUUCCUUUUAGGCGGUUGUGCAAUUGUGUGGUAGGCAUUAUUCUGUACAUAAUACAUACGCGUGUCUUUGUUCGCAGCGCGAAAUUCGAUGUCGUUGAGUUCGAGUGUUUCUCGCUAACUUUGAUUUACUCUUGCUCUCUUCGCCCGCUUAUGCAAUGUAUCCGUUAAAAGUAUUAGUUACCAGCUGAUCGUACACACACGUACAUACGCAUACGACGUACACGCGCAAAGAGAGAAGAAGAUCGUCCUCCUCGAUUAUGACCCUUGCGUAAGAACACGUCGAAUCUCUUGAACUUUCUGCCGGCAGUGGCGAAAAUUUCGGCUGUGGCGUCACCACCGCGCAACUACGAUGGUAACUGAUUCGUUGUCACUUGUAUUGUUCGCGCGCUCUCCUCGAGAGUUCUUGAGAGAACGAAAGAUGUUGCUCCUUCUUUACUCAUAUAUACAUAUAUAUAUAAAUAUAUAUAAGCAUAUUACACGCGCGGCAGACAUACAUACUUACACACACACACAAACACACAUGUACAGACGCGUAGUGUCUUUGUACCAUACAAAGAAUCGAGUGUUAAUGAUCGUCAAAUGUCGGCUCACGUGUGCCCUGAUGAGUUGUUGUCACAUUUGCCGCAUUAAUAAACGUCCGUUUUUCUGGGACACGUAAUACACCUAACACGUCGCAAGUAAUAUAAAUCGAACGGCAGUGGUAUAUAAAAGGAAGUAGUAUGGCAAGGACCGUCUCAGUCGAACAUAUUGUUACGCGUCUAUGCGGAUUCUCUCGAAACGGCGCGCCCCUUUGGAGUUUUCAUUAGAUUUACAUACGCUUAUGUAUAAAUCGGAAUCUCUCCGAGUGUGGGGAGAGGCGUCAGUCGAGGUUGACCGAGGGCUAAGUGUAACACGCGGCGCAACGCUUGAAAUGUCUCGUUUAUUUCUCAAUGUGGACCGAGGGGGUCGAGAGAGUCAGGCCGGGAUCAUUUGGCGGGAGCGCCCGCAAUGUAGAACGGCGAUCGAUUUGCCCGCCGUGCGCCUAACGUUACGAUAAUGAUCACGCUUACACGGUGGCUUAUAAUCCGGUUUAAUAACUACCCGAUCCAAAAUGUUUUUCUUCGACUAUAAGGAUUACUUAAAUAUAAGUCUUAUCUGAUACUUACGCUACAAUUUCUAGUAUAGGUACAUAUACAUAUAUACAUCAAAAGAGAUUGAUUAAUGUUCAGAGUAACAAAAUAGGCUCCCCUAUUUAAAUGAUCAUGAUCGAUAGAAGAACUUUGAAACUCGGAUGGUACACGGUAGUUAAGCAGGAUUAUAAGCCGCUGUGUAAACGUAGUCUAUGACAAUGUGACACGACGGGUGAGCCGAAUCCGGGGAAUGCGACGACUGGGGCUCGAGGCGUCCGAGUGGAGCCGAGACGGGAGAGGUGACUCGUGAAGCGUAACGCGUGAAAGUUUUCAGAAGCGCGUAGUUCAUUGCGUGGGUUCCAUUGCGGAAGAUGUUACUAGCUGUAUCCUUUUAGUUCUAACUAGUGUUAGCGGUAGCGCGCAGACAUUAUCGUAGACGAUAGAGAAGAAGGAUAAGGAUAUAAAAUAGACUUCGGGGAGAACUGCGAAGCUAACGAUCGAUUGACACACGUACACACAUACACAGAUAUACGCGUACACAGAGGCGUAGGUACAGGAGGCAAAGCGUCCGAGUUUUCAGGCAUUCGAAUAAGAAGGGACAUUCGCACACGUGUGUAAAACGUGUAAUCCGCAAGGAAGAGAAAUCAGUAAUCGAUAAUUGCUUAAUUAAGGAUGAUUUUUCCAACGCGGUACACUUAAUUACCGACUGCUACUUUUCUCCCACUGUUCAUUCAGCCGAGUAUAAGACAACAAAUCUCCCCCCCCCCUCCCGCCGAGAAGAGAUGUCCCUCAAUUAAUGUGGUACUAAAUUAUUUUGGUGAAUAAUAAACAGAAUUGUCACUGAGAUCGUUAUAUGCUGCAAGUAUCAUAUAUCGCACCUACACGACUCGCGUAUAUUCUCGGAACGGCAUAAUUUCCGUUUUGAUUUCUUUUUCCUUUUAACGUUUGCAGGUGUUCAAUCUGUAUUGCCCGAUUAUGCGCGCAAACGGUUCCGUCGUAUACCCGCUAAAAUUUUUGCGUAGCUUCGAUCAGAGCGAUAGGCUGUUAAGGCUCCCUCCCUCCGCUGUAGAACAUAUUUAAUCGACAUGUGCAUGACAGUAUUUUAUAUAGUACAAUAUAGGGCAGAGAGAAUUAGCAGCGUAGCAUUGUAAGCGAAACGCAUCCCAAACACCCGCUGUGCGUGUUUAUACGUAGAUGAUGUAAUAAAAGGAAAAGAGAGAAAAAGAGAGAUGCAGAGAAAAAACACACGACAAGUCAUGUUGUAGCGUCGCCUGCCGUGAGACCCGUCACGACGGGCCCCCGCGACUCCGCUUUCCACCUGCUUGGGUAAUAAUGAUACCGACUAGUAGAUUUACAAUAAAGUACUCUUCGUCAUUUGUAAUACACA